AUGCCCGUACUAUACAUCCCGAAAAUCCCACGAAUGGACCUACGAACUUGCGAUCCUCCCAAAAAGAACCUCCUGUUUUCCCUUUCGGCUCUCACCUGUUUCCGAAUGUCUGGCCACAGCCUCGGGGCUGAGGAGAGUCCCGAGUUCUGGGACAAGGCAGGCCAUUCCCUGCUCAACGACUGCUUGAAUGUUAGGAAGGAAUAUGACUUAUAUGAGAACAUUUCAUUGAACACGGUGGUCUCAUCCAUGUUUCUGGCUUCUUCCUUCUUCGAGACUAACCGGAGCACAAAGGCUUGGGUGUACCUGAGAGAGGCUCUGACUUUUGCGCAGGAGCUGGGCUUAGAGGAUGAGUCGACUUAUGCAGGCUUGAGUCCCGAGGAGGCUCUAUGUCGGCAGAGGGUGUUUUGGCUGUUGUAUGUUAUGGAACAGUCAUUCGCAAUUUUACGCAACAAGCCGCUCAUGCUGCGCCGGACACCUAAACUUCCCAUGACCCUUCACGCUUACGAAUCCCGCGGCAUCCACACCGGUUUUCUCCAACUUCUCGGCAUCUACAUUCCCCUUCGUGACUCCAUCAUCGAAGCCUGGACCUAUGGUUCCCACCCCACCGUCGACGUCAAUACCUACCUCGCUCUGCAGAACCAACUUGCUCGACCAGCUGGCAAUUCAGGCGGCUUGUCCAUCCCACGCCCACUUGUUCCUCCCUCACCCACCGUCGCCGUAUCCUCCGUACAGAUUCCGGUCACCCAGGCUUGCGGCUUCUCCGACCUCUCGCUCUCAUCCUCAUCAAUUUCGUCUUCGCCUACCGACCCUGUAGCUCCAGUGGCAGAACCAACACCAUCUCAAACCGCCAAUCUGUUGAUAACCCAGCAGUGGCUCAGGCUGAUUAUCUGGCUCUCCUCUUUGCGGCAUGGGCACCUGUCGUGGACUGCGGAGAAUGCGAGUAUGCAUUUCGCAUUUCCCUUGACGAUCGCUAGGCAAACUGGGUUGGUCUUGCGGCCUCUGCAAAUUGGGGGCUUGGAGGCGAAUGGUAUGGCAGCGCUGGAGGUCAACGGGAUGGGCAUCUUUGAAAAGAUCUUUGAGAUU
Molecule: messenger RNA, 1083 nt
Organism: Sordaria macrospora k-hell
Lineage: Eukaryota; Fungi; Ascomycota; Sordariomycetes; Sordariales; Sordariaceae
Source: the annotation of a RefSeq genome assembly